UUUCACCCCAAAAGUCAAUUCUCAUCUCAUUUCUCAUUUCAAAUCACGUUUUCCUUCUGCAUAGACCGGCAGUUGUUGUGAAUUUCUAUUGGUUACCAUUAUUUUAAUUUUUCUUUGUGAAAUAAAUUCAAUUAAACAGUAAAUCAAAAAUAUAUUCCAACAUGUUCCGCCUGCCAGCAACAAUUUCUCGGCUCUCUAUUGCUCGCCAAUAUGCUGUACGUCAAUAUGCCAAAGACGUUAGAUUUGGACCAGAAGUGCGCGCUCUGAUGCUCCAAGGCGUGGAUAUAUUAGCCGAUGCUGUAGCCGUGACAAUGGGCCCAAAAGGGCGUAAUGUAAUUAUUGAACAGUCAUGGGGUUCACCAAAGAUCACAAAAGAUGGUGUGACUGUAGCUAAGUCCAUUGAAUUAAAAGACAAAUUCCAAAAUAUUGGCGCAAAAUUAGUGCAGGAUGUUGCAAACAACACCAACGAGGAAGCAGGAGAUGGAACUACUACUGCUACUGUUUUAGCUCGUGCUAUCGCCAAAGAAGGUUUCGAAAAGAUUUCUAAAGGUGCUAAUCCCGUAGAGAUUCGUCGAGGUGUUAUGAUUGCAGUUGACGCUGUCAAAGAUAACCUAAAAACUAUGUCUCGUCCUGUGAGCACACCAGAAGAAAUUGCGCAAGUAGCCACAAUAUCUGCUAACGGUGAUGUUGCUGUAGGAAACUUGAUAAGCGAGGCCAUGAAGAAGGUUGGACGAGAUGGUGUCAUCACCGUUAAGGAUGGAAAAACUUUGACCGAUGAGUUGGAAGUCAUUGAAGGCAUGAAAUUCGAUAGAGGUUAUAUUUCGCCAUACUUCAUUAACUCUUCGAAAGGUGCCAAAGUUGAAUUCCAAGACGCUUUGGUGUUGUUUUCCGAAAAGAAAAUUUCCUCUGUUCAAUCCAUUAUCCCAGCUCUGGAACUUGCAAAUGCACAAAGAAAACCUUUGGUCAUCAUCGCUGAAGACAUUGAUGGAGAAGCUUUGAGUACCUUAGUAGUUAACCGAUUGAAAAUUGGUCUUCAAGUUGCAGCUGUUAAAGCACCAGGUUUCGGUGACAAUCGAAAAUCCACUCUUACAGACAUGGCUAUUUCUUCAGGUGGUAUUGUUUUUGGUGACGACGCUAACUUGGUUAAAUUGGAAGAUGUCCAAAUAGGUGAUUUGGGAAAAGUUGGCGAGGUCGUAAUUACAAAAGACGAUACACUUUUGUUGAAGGGCAAGGGCAAGAAGGAAGACAUUGACAGACGGGUAACCCAAAUCAAGGAUCAAAUUGAAGAGACUACUUCUGAGUACGAAAAGGAGAAAUUGCAGGAACGGCUCGCUCGUCUAGCUUCCGGGGUGGCACUUUUGCGUGUUGGUGGUUCAAGUGAAGUCGAGGUCAAUGAGAAGAAGGACCGUGUCCAUGACGCUCUAAAUGCUACCCGGGCAGCUGUUGAAGAAGGAAUUGUUCCCGGAGGUGGAACUGCAUUGUUGCGUUGUAUUCCAAAAUUAGACGGUCUCAAAGGUGCCAAUGAAGAUCAAAACAUGGGGAUUGAUAUUGUUCGUCGUGCCCUCCGAAUGCCAUGCAUGACUAUUGCCAAAAACGCUGGCGUUGAUGGUGCCAUGGUUGUAGCAAAGGUUGAGGUUAAGGAAGGAGAUUUCGGCUACGACGCUUUGAAGUCCGAGUACGGCAAUCUUAUCGAAAAAGGUAUCAUCGAUCCCACCAAAGUUGUUAGAACCGCACUGACCGAUGCUUCAGGGGUUGCUUCCCUACUUACGACAGCUGAAGCUGUUGUCUGUGAAACUCCUAAAGAAGAUGGUGCACCAGCUAUGCCUGGUAUGGGUGGAAUGGGUGGUAUGGGAGGCAUGGGUGGAAUGGGCGGUAUGAUGUAAAAACGAUAAUGAAUGAUUGUCCUGCGCAUCACUGCUUAUUUUAUACAUAAAAUGUUCUCCUUGUUUAAUUUUUCUACUUUAAAUUUUUGUUUGUAUUUUAAAAAAACAAAUUCCGUUUCUUCAUUUAAGUAACUUCCAUUUAAUUUCUUUUUCUAAAUAAAUGUAUACAUAUUAUAUAUGUAAAAACCGAACAACUUAAUUUUUGUUCUUGAGUACUUGUUGCACUUAAGACUUGUUAUUUUGUAAAUUAUGAUUACCAUUAAACUACACACUGAUUAAAUAUGCAAAUCUUAUAUUAUAUUUAGAAGAGGAUUCAAAUCAUAUUUGAUUCAGUGUGCAAGUAGUAGUCAGUUUAAAAAAAUAAUAGAUUUUAGUUUAUAAAAAAAUGUAAACUUGUUUUUAGAAAGCCUGUUAAAUUGCAUUUAUUUUCACAGGUUUUAAAUAAAUUGUACGUCUUAUUUUGGGGACAGAAAAUAUAUAUAACUUUUAAAAAUAAAAA
Molecule: messenger RNA, 2382 nt
Organism: Eupeodes corollae
Lineage: Eukaryota; Metazoa; Arthropoda; Insecta; Diptera; Syrphidae
Product: heat shock protein 60A
Exons: 3
Coding region: 162-1883 (573 amino acids)
Biological process (GO): protein refolding; mitochondrial unfolded protein response; protein import into mitochondrial intermembrane space
Cellular component (GO): mitochondrial matrix; mitochondrial inner membrane
Molecular function (GO): ATP-dependent protein folding chaperone; ATP binding; protein-folding chaperone binding
Source: RefSeq, a predicted model, not a curated record